AUGUUCGGUAUCGACCUUCUGACUGGUUUGAUUUGUCUUGUCGUGUUCUAUGCACGAACCUCUAAUGGACAAUGUUGGUCCAACAGCGCUUGCAUCGAUGCCGGUCAAUGCAGUGCUAAAGGUGGAUCUUCCCAGGCGGGUCUCUGCUCUGGUGGUAACAAUAUUCGAUGUUGCACUUGUAAUAACUGCAUGGAUGCUACUGCUUGUUCAGCAAGUGGUGGAACUUCAUAUGCAGGCAUCUGUCCUGGUGCUGCUAACAUAAAAUGCUGCGUCAAAGGUGAUGGUCCAUCUGAAACUGGUUCCUAUAGACCAGUGAACAAGAUGCUCACAGAGUUAGCAGAUAUUCUCCGUGCAGCUGGUCUUACAGUAGUCGAAGAAGAUGGCUGGAAAACUCGUGGCCAUCGGGUGAUGUCAUCAGUGAAGGGUAUUCUGGUCCAUCACACGGCUGGAGCAGCCACUGGUGAAUUUCCCUCAAAGAAUGUUGUCAAAGUAGGUCGUUCUGAUCUCGCUGGUCCUCUUGCGCAACUUGGGUUAGGUCGUUCAGGAACUUGGUACGUUAUUGCCGCUGGUCUUUCUUAUCACGCUGGUAAAACAAUCGAUGACUCGAUCUUCGGAAACGCUAACGCCAUAGGUAUCGAAGCUGAGGCCACUGGCACUCCAGUUGAUAAUGCAGGACACAAGUACUGGCCCGAAGUACAAUGGCAGAGUUAUGUGCGUGGUGUUAAAGCUCUUAAGGAAGCUUACGGAAUUCCAACUGCACGUGUAUUAGGACAUAGAGAAGCAGCAGUGCCUCUAGGUCGCAAGCCAGAUCCAAACUUCUCCAUGGAUGAAUUUCGCGCUGCACUUGGUUAA
Molecule: messenger RNA, 852 nt
Organism: Rotaria socialis
Lineage: Eukaryota; Metazoa; Rotifera; Eurotatoria; Philodinida; Philodinidae
Source: the annotation of a GenBank genome assembly